Molecule: messenger RNA, 2184 nt
Organism: Camelus dromedarius (Arabian camel)
Lineage: Eukaryota; Metazoa; Chordata; Mammalia; Artiodactyla; Camelidae
Gene: PDZK1
Product: PDZ domain containing 1
Exons: 10
Coding region: 174-1736 (520 amino acids)
Biological process (GO): protein localization to plasma membrane
Cellular component (GO): apical plasma membrane
Molecular function (GO): protein-membrane adaptor activity; signaling receptor binding
Source: RefSeq, a predicted model, not a curated record
UGUUCAAAGUCCAGUGAGUUCCAAGACUAGACUCAACAGCAGAGCGAAUUCCCCAGUGAACCCCGCAGCUCGUCUUCCUCCGGGAUCCAGAUUUACCUUCAGUACCGAGAACUUGGCAAGCUCUUCAAAUAUUUAAAUGAAAGUGGACUUGGAUUUUCUUAAAAUUUCGAGAAAUGGCCUCCACCUUCAACCCCCGAGAAUGUAAACUGUCUAAACAGGAAGGGCAAACCUAUGGCUUCUUCCUGCGAAUUGAGAAGGACACCGAUGGCCACCUGGUCCGGGUGAUUGAGAAAGGCAGCCCAGCAGAGAAGGCGGGCCUCCAGGACGGAGACAGGGUUCUCAGGAUCAAUGGUGUGUUUGUGGACAAGGAAGAGCACAUGCAGGUUGUGGAUCUGGUCAGAAAGAGUGGAAAUUCAGUGACUUUACUAGUUCUGGAUGGAGAUUCCUAUGAAAAAGCCGUGAAACAACAAGUGGACUUGAAAGAGUUGAGUCAAAGUCAGGAGUCGAGUUUGAGUGAUAAGAAGCCACUGUCCGUGAUGAACGGAGGAGCACCGACUUGGGCCGAGCCACGGCUCUGCUACCUGGUGAAGGAGGGGACUAGCUAUGGCUUCUCCCUGAAAACCGUCCAAGGUAAAAAGGGAGUGUACCUGACUGAUAUAACACCUCAGAGCGUGGCUAUGAGAGCUGGAGUCCUGGCUGAUGACCACGUGAUGGAAGUGAAUGGCGAGAAUGUAGAAGACGCCAGCCACGAGGAGGUGGUUGAAAAGGUGAAGAAGUCCGGAAGCCGCGUCAUGUUCCUGCUGGUGGACAAGGAAACUGACAAGCACCACAGUGAGCAGAAGAUAAAAUUCAAGAGAGAAACAGCCAGUUUGAAACUGCUGCCCCACCAGCCCCGGGUUGUGGACAUGAAGAGGGGACGCAAUGGCUAUGGUUUCUAUCUGAGGGCAGGCCCAGAAGAGAAGGGUCAAAUCGUCAAGGACAUAGACUCCGGAAGCCCGGCGGAAGAGGCUGGCUUGAAGAACAAUGACCUGGUAGUUGCUGUCAAUGGCGAGUCUGUGGAGUCCCUUGAUCAUGACAGUGUGGUGGAAAUGAUUAGAAAGGGUGGAGACCAGACUUCACUGUUGGUGGUAGACAAAGAGACGGACAACAUGUAUAAACUGGCUCGCUUUUCUCCAUUUCUCUACUAUCAAAGUCCAGAACUGCCUAACGGUUCUGUCACGGAGGCUCCUGCUCCCGCUCCUCCAGCUGCCCCUCUGGAGGCCUCAAGCCCAGACACUGCAGAGGAAGCAGGCGACCAUAAGCCCAAACUUUGCAGGCUGGUGAAAGGUGAAGAUGGUUAUGGCUUUCACUUAAAUGCGAUUCAGGGUCGGCCAGGCUCAUUCGUCAAAGAGGUGCAGAAGGGCGGCCCUGCUGACCUGGCGGGGCUGGAGGACGAGGACACCAUCAUUGAAGUGGAUGGAGUGAAUGUGCUGGAGGAACCCUACGAGGAGGUGGUGGACAGAAUCCAGAGCAGCGGCAAGAGUGUCACGCUCUUAGUCUGUGGGAAAAAGGCCUAUGAUUACUUCCAGGCUAAGAAAAUCCCUAUUGUUUCCUCCAUGGCUGAUCCCCUGGACGACAUCCCCGACUCCGAAGGAGGAGCCCCGGCGGAACCCGAGCACGACUCCCACCUGGCAAGGGAGCGCGCCCACAGUACAGCCUCUCACUCUUCUUCCAGUUCUGAAGAUACGGAGAUGUGAUGAGCACAAGCAGCGGUUCUGGCUGAUGGCUGUUUCUGGGUAUUUGAUAGGAGUCCUUUCCCAGGGAACGAGCUGCCACCCGUUUACUGUCUGUCAGGGAAGAGCUCCACUGGAAAGCAGUUCAUCACGUCGGACUGUCUCCUGCUGCCGCCUGUCCUAGGGCGGCUACUGCAGACGGCUUAUUUAUGGUCACCUUGGGAAAAGCGAAGGCAGGAGCCAGGUGCUUUUCAUGUGAUCUCUUCCAAGCUUCAGGUUACCUGCAUUUCUCUGUGUGGUGUUAUCCCUUCUACAGGCCCCUAGAGCACUGACGACGAUUCAUAAAUCAUAAAUCUAUGUAUGUGAGAGGUGCUGUUAAAGUGUCCCAGUAGACCAGCUUAUUAAAAUCAUGCUUUUCUAAGACUGCUGUCAUUGCUAAUGUCAAUGCCAUUAAAAAUGCUUUUUAAAUAUG